This is a messenger RNA of Tribolium madens (black flour beetle), 641 nucleotides long. RefSeq lists its product as uncharacterized. The record is from RefSeq and is a predicted model, not a curated record. Bases 90 to 557 code for a protein of 155 amino acids. The transcript has 4 exons. NCBI's taxonomy places the organism in Eukaryota, Metazoa, Arthropoda, Insecta, Coleoptera, Tenebrionidae.
GUUAUACAUAUUAAUCACAAGUGACUAUUUAUUCAAUGAUAAGAUAAACAUCUUACAAAUUACCUAUAUAUUUUAUUCAGGUGCCCAAAAUGAAAGUAAUAUUUUUACUCACCUUUGUGGUGCCCAAAAUGAAAGUAAUCUUUUUACUCACCUUUGUGAUUUUCGUUGUACAUUCACAAUAUUGUGAACCAAAAGACGAAUUUUUAAACAAGAAUUCCUCGGAAUGGGAUCUUUUUAUGGAGAAGCUUGAUGAAGUUACAUUUAAAACAAAUUAUACAGCAUUUUGUAAGAUAAACACUCACAAAGAAGUGGUCGUCAAUGCGAGUUCACCUAUUUUAUGGGAAUUACGAUUUGAUAUAUAUAACAAAAGACAACAAGAAGAAAAUAAGACAAUCGAACAAUGUUAUUCCGAAAAUAAAGGAGAAACAACUUGCGAUAUUCAGGGCUUCCAAGAGUGCAUGAAGAAUGCAAGAAAAGCUAUGCUUCAAGAUUUAAAUUCUGAAUGGUGGAAGAGCGAAAUUCAAAAAAAGUUAGAAGAAGAAGCUGAAUUAUGUUGAUGAGAAACAUUUAUUAUUAUUUAAUAUUAUGAUGUCUUUAAAUCUAAAAACUUAAAAUAAUUAAAAAUACGUAUAUUAAAAAAA